AUGCCCGACACGAAACCUCCGUGGGACGAGCGGACGACGCUGCUUCGGCCGCCGCCACCGGAUCCGAACAAGGCGCCGAUUGAAAACGUGCUGGAAGUGACGGAGCUGGCAGUUCUCGGACCUGACAUCUUUACCAACGCGCGCGAGCCCUGGCACCCACCUGGCGCGCGGGGCAUCUACGGCGGCUCCGUCAUCGCGCAGUGCCUCGCGUCGGCACAAAAGACGGUGCCGGCCGACUUUCUCGUGCACUCGUGCCACUGCUACUUCCUGCUGGCGGGCUCGGGGACGACGCCGAUUCUGUUCCACGUGGAGCGCGUGCGGGACGGGCGAUCGUUUGCGACGCGGACGGUGCAGGCGCGCCAGCGCGGACGGUGCAUCUUCACGACGACGAUUUCGUUUACGCGCGAGGGCAGCGCCGGGGAGGGCCAGGUGCACCACGCGGCGACGCUGCCGGCGGGGGUGGCGCCGCCGCCCGAGGACUGGGACGGCGAGGCCAAGUGGGAGAAGCACAGCCCGGUGCAGUCGCUGACGGUGGCGCGCAGCGCGCAGCACGACACGGGCGCCAUGGACCAGCGGCGGCACAUGCGGUGGUCGCGCAUGCGCGGCGCCAUCUCGCCCGCGGGCGGGCACCAGGCGCACCUCAACGCGCUGGCGUACAUGUCGGACAGCUGGUUCAUCGGGACCGUGUCGCGGCUGCACCAGCUGUGGCGCAUGCCGUUUGCGCCGGCCGACGUGCCGGACCUGCCGGACAAUGUGCGCGCGCAGGUCGAAAACAUACUCGAGAGCGACGGCUUCAGCGGCGACGACGUGGCCGCGUGGGAGCGCCAGCCCAAGCUCGGCAUGAUGGUCAGCCUCGACCACAGCAUCUACUUCCACGAGCCCAAGAGGGUCCAGGCCGACGAGUGGAUGCUGAGCGAGAUGCAGAGCCCGUGGAGCGGCGACGGCCGCGGCUUCGUGGUGCAAAAGAUUUUCGCAAAGGACGGGACGCUGCUGGCGAGCUGCAUGCAAGAGGGCGUCGUGAGGCUGGACAACAAGGGCCGGGAAAAGGCGGCCAAGAUGUAG
This is a messenger RNA of Akanthomyces muscarius, 1062 nucleotides long. RefSeq lists its product as uncharacterized. Gene Ontology annotation, biological process: acyl-CoA metabolic process; fatty acid catabolic process. Lineage: Eukaryota; Fungi; Ascomycota; Sordariomycetes; Hypocreales; Cordycipitaceae. Gene Ontology annotation, cellular component: peroxisomal matrix. The record is from RefSeq and is a predicted model, not a curated record. Gene Ontology annotation, molecular function: fatty acyl-CoA hydrolase activity. The transcript is spliced from 2 exons. Bases 1 to 1062 code for a protein of 353 amino acids.